Molecule: messenger RNA, 6585 nt
Organism: Girardinichthys multiradiatus
Lineage: Eukaryota; Metazoa; Chordata; Actinopteri; Cyprinodontiformes; Goodeidae
Gene: taf1
Product: TAF1 RNA polymerase II, TATA box binding protein (TBP)-associated factor
Exons: 41
Coding region: 296-6259 (1987 amino acids)
Biological process (GO): transcription by RNA polymerase II; DNA-templated transcription initiation; RNA polymerase II preinitiation complex assembly
Cellular component (GO): transcription factor TFIID complex
Molecular function (GO): RNA polymerase II general transcription initiation factor binding; TBP-class protein binding; DNA binding
Source: RefSeq, a predicted model, not a curated record
GGUCGCGUCGCAGUUUCCGCUGGUUUGCGGAUCGCUUUAGUGCGUCGCACAAAUAAAAACAAAACUUUGUAUCUUAUCAGGUUGUCUCACGGUUUUAUUAAACGCAUCGACAUCAUUUAGCCUGACCUGGCCAUUUUAACGUAGGUGCAGUGAAAAACAUGCAUAAGAACAUUGCUUUUUGGGUUUAAUUAGCAUUAGCUAACCAUUUAGCGCUUAGCUGCCUGAGGUAGCAUGCAGUGAAUAUACCGAGCUGAUUUAUACCAAAACCUACAGAAUCUAACAAAGUCAGAGAAGGAUGUCUGAUUCAGACAGCGACGAAGACCAGGAUCGGCCCUUUUCCCUCACUGGCUUCCUGUUUGGAAAUAUCAAUGAAGAUGGACAGUUAGAGGGAGACAGUGUUCUGGACAAUGAGUCCAAGAAGCAUCUGGCAGGUUUGGGGACUUUGGGUCUGGGCUCUCUCAUCACCGAGAUCACUGCCAAUGAGAAUGAGGAUAAGGAGGAAAACAGAGACCCUGUAAACGUGGAUUCAGAGGGUUGGGUGAAAAGCACUGAAGAUGCAGUGGACUACUCUGACAUCAGUGAGGUUGCUGAGGAUGAGACUAAAAAGUACCGCCAGGCAAUGGGGUCUUUGCAGCCCAGCAGGAAAACAGAUGAUGAGGAUGAUUAUGAUGCCGACUGUGAGGAUAUUGACUCGAAGCUUAUGCCUCCUCCACCACCGCCGAGUCUUCCCACUGCAGCUAAGAAAGAGGAAUCUCCCAACAGCACAAAUGCAGCUGGGGAAGAGGGUGAUGGCAUCAUCUUGCCUUCCAUUAUUGCACCAUCUUCCACUGCCGAUAAGGUGGAUUUCAGCAGCUCUUCAGACUCUGAGUCAGAAACUGACCGACCCUGCCAGGGUUCAGGAGUUUUAGGGCCCCCGGACAGGCUCACCCUCCCUCUUGCUGGCAUCAUGCAGAAGGAUGCUGCCAAAGCAUUGCCGAGUGUCACACAACUCUUUCCAGAGUUUAAGCCCGGCAAGGUCCUUAGGUUUUUACGACUGUUUGGUCCUGGAAAGAAUAUGCCUUCAGUGUGGAGGAGCGCCCGCAGGAAGAAGAAGAGGAAACACAGGGACCCUCAGCCUGGAACACCUCCGCCAGAGGAAGACGCCUCAGAACAAAGUCAGGAGAAAAGGUCUGGAUGGAUUUACGAGUACGCACUCCCUCCACCUCCAGAGCAGUGUCUCUCUGAUGAUGAGAUAACCAUGAUGGCUCCAGUAGAAUCAAAGUUCUCUCAGACAUCUGGGGACGCAGACAAAGAGACAGAGUCUCGACCUAAAGUAGCAGAAUGGAGAUACGGUCCAGCCCAGCUCUGGUACGACAUGCUGGGAGUACCUGAGGACGGAAGCCAUUUCAACUAUGGUUUUAAACUUAAAGAAGAUCAGCCCAGUGAGACAGAGGAGCAAGAUCUGCCUAAAGAAAUAACAGAACCUCCUCAAAAGUUUCAGAAGGACGACGAUAACAUGGAUACUGAUGGUGAUGAUGACGAUGAUGGAGAUAAAGCACGACAGGCUCUGGAGAACGAGCUGUUCCUAAUGGUCACUCAGCUCCAGUGGGAGGAUGAUAUUAUCUGGAAUGGAGAAGAUGUGAAACACAAAGGUACCAAGACUCAAAGAGCCAGCUUGGCCGGGUGGCUCCCUUCCAGCAUGACCCGUAAUGCUAACGCUUAUAAUGCACAACAGGGUCUGACCCGAAGCAAUUCCCAGCUGGUCCCACCAACACCUCCGCCUAUUCCAAAAGCUUCCUCAAUCUCUGGCUCGAAGCGGGAAAAAAGCAGCCAUGACAAUCAAGCCUCCCUAGAAGAAGACUGUUUGUGGUUUUCCAUUUUUCCCAUUGACAAUGAGGAGUUGGUGUACGGUCGCUGGGAAGAUAACAUUAUCUGGGAUGACCAGGAGAUGGAUCGCUUCCUCAUGCCGCCUGUUCUCACACUGGAUCCUAAUGAUGAGAAUAUAAUUCUAGAAAUUCCCGAUGAAAAGGAGGAGACAACUUCUCAUUCCCCAUCGAAAGAGAAUAAGAAGGAGACAGCGCUGAAGAAGAGUCGCAUUCUGUUGGGGAAGACCGGCGUAAUAAAAGAUGAGCCACAACAGAACAUGUCCCAACCUGAAGUUAAAGAUCCCUGGAACCUCUCCAAUGAUGAGUUCUACUAUCCCAAACAGCAGGGCCUGAGAGGAACCUUCGGUGGCAACAUUAUUCAGCACUCCAUUCCAGCCCUCGAGCUGAGACAGCCCUUCUUCCCCACUCACAUGGGUCCAAUGAAGCUUCGGCAGUUCCAUCGACCGGCCCUGAAGAAAUACUCUUUUGGAGCUUUGGCGCAGCCAGGUCCACAUGCUGUUCAGCCACUGCUCAAACACAUAAAGAAGAAAGCUAAAAUGCGAGAGCAGGAGCGGCAGGCAUCAGGCGGUGGAGACAUGUUCUUCAUGCGAACGCCACAGGACCUGACGGGCAAAGACGGAGAUCUUAUCCUGGCAGAGUACAGUGAGGAAUACGCACCUAUCAUCAUGCAAGUUGGCAUGGCAACCAAGAUCAAAAACUACUACAAAAGGAAACCUGGAAAAGAUCCAGGAGCACCUGACUGUAAGUAUGGAGAGACAGUGUAUUGCCAUACCUCCCCUUUCUUGGGUUCUCUGCAUCCUGGUCAGCUUCUCCAGGCUUUUGAAAACAACCUCUUUCGUGCCCCGAUCUACUUGCACAAGAUGCCAGAGACAGAUUUUUUGGUCAUACGAACUCGACAUGGCUACUACAUCAGGGAGCUUGUGGACAUUUUUGUUGUUGGUCAAGAGUGCCCCUUGUUUGAAGUUCCAGGUCCAAAUUCCAAACGUGCCAAUACUCACAUUAGAGACUUCCUGCAGGUGUUCAUUUACCGCUUGUUCUGGAAGAGCAAAGACCGACCUCGCAGAAUCCGCAUGGAGGAUAUAAAAAAAGCUUUUCCCUCGCACUCAGAGAGCAGCAUCAGGAAGCGACUCAAACUCUGUGCUGACUUCAAACGUACAGGGAUGGACUCAAACUGGUGGGUGCUGAAGCCUGACUUCAGAUUACCCACAGAAGAGGAAAUUAGAGCUAUGGUUUCUCCAGAACAAUGCUGUGCGUACUACAGCAUGCUGGUUGCAGAGCAGAGGCUUAAGGAUGCUGGGUACGGCGAGAAGUCUUUCUUUGCUCCAGAAGAGGAGAACGAAGAGGACUUUCAAAUGAAGAUCGAUGAUGAGGUGCGGACAGCUCCCUGGAACACAACAAGGGCCUUCAUUUCUGCCAUGAAGGGCAAGUGUCUAUUGGAGGUUACUGGAGUGGCAGAUCCCACAGGCUGUGGAGAAGGUUUCUCAUAUGUGAAAGUGCCAAACAAGCCCACCCAACAAAAGGAUGACAAAGAGCCGCAGCCUGCUAAAAAGACUGUGACAGGGACGGAUGCUGACCUGAGGAGGCUCUCUCUGAAGAACGCCAAGCAGCUCCUUCGCAAAUUUGGUGUCCCAGAGGAAGAGAUCAAGAAACUUUCCCGUUGGGAGGUUAUUGAUGUCGUGAGGACCAUGUCCACGGAGCAGGCACGUUCAGGUGAAGGUCCAAUGAGCAAGUUUGCCAGAGGCUCUCGUUUCUCUGUCGCCGAACACCAAGAGCGCUACAAGGAGGAGUGCCAGAGGAUCUUUGACUUGCAGAACAAAGUGUUGGAGUCCACAGAGGUGUUGUCCACAGACACAGACAGCAGUUCGGCUGAAGAUAGUGACUUUGAGGAGAUGGGUAAGAACAUUGAGAACAUGCUGCAGAAUAAAAAGACCAGCUCACAGCUUUCCCGUGAGAGGGAGGAGCAGGAGAGGAAGGAACUGCAGAGAAUGCUGAUGGGCGAGGAAAGCGAUCGUGACAACAAGGGACGCAAGGAGAGGCGCAAAGGCUUGUCGAGCGCCUUGUCCACCAGCUCCCACAAAGAUGAUGACACAUCCUCCGUCACCAGUCUGAACUCGUCAGCUACGGGACGUCGUCUCAAGAUUUAUCGCACCUUCAGGGAUGAGGAUGGUAAAGAAUACGUGCGCUGUGAGACGGUUCGUAAAGCUGCCGUCAUCGACGCCUACACCAGGAUCAGAGCCACCAAGGAUGAUGAGUUUAUACGAAAGUUUGCCCUCUUUGAUGAGCAGCACAGAGAAGAGAUGAGGAAGGAGCGGCGACGUAUUCAAGAGCAACUCAGGAGGCUGAAGAGAAACCAAGAGAAGGACAAGAUCAAAGGACCCCCAGAGAAGAAGUCCAAGAAGGUCAAAGAGAGACCAGACCUCAAGGUAAAACUGAAGUGCGGUGCGUGUGGCGCCAUUGGACACAUGAGGACCAACAAAUUCUGCCCACUGUACUACCAAACCAACGCCCCGCCCUCUAACCCAGUCGCCAUGACAGAGGAGCAGGAGGAAGAGCUGGAAAAGACGGUGAUCCACAACGACAACGAGGAACUCAUCAAGGUGGAGGGCACUAAAAUUGUGCUGGGCAAGCAGCUCAUUGAAAGUGCCGAUGAGGUGCGCAGAAAGUCUUUGGUACUCAAGUUUCCCAAGCAGCAGCUACCACAAAAGAAGAAAAGACGCGUCGGCAGUGCGGUCCAUUGUGAUUACCUCAAUAAGCCACACAAGGCAAUCCACCGCAGACGCACCGACCCCAUGGUUACACUGUCCUCUGUGCUGGAAGGAAUCAUCAAUGAUAUGCGGGAUCACCCCAAUACGUACCCUUUCCACACACCAGUCAACGCCAAGGUUGUCAAGGAUUACUAUAAGAUAAUCAAUCGCCCCAUGGACCUUCAGACGCUGAGGGAGAACGUACGAAAGCGGAUGUACCCAUCGAGGGAGGAGUUCCGGGAGGCAGUGGAGCUCAUUGUCAAAAACAGCGCUACAUACAAUGGAGCGAAACAUCCCAUAACACAAGUGGCACAGUCCAUGCUUGACCUGUGCGAUGCUAAACUCAAAGAGAAGGAGGAUCGGCUGGUGAGGCUGGAGAAGGCAAUCAACCCCCUUCUGGAUGAUGAUGAUCAGGUGGCCUUUUCCUUCAUCCUGGACAACAUUGUCACUCAGAAAAUGAUGGCGGUUCCUGACUCGUGGCCGUUUCACCAUCCUGUCAAUAAAAAGUUCAUCCCAGAUUAUUAUAAGGUUAUUGUAAAUCCUAUGGAUCUGGAGACUAUCCGGAAGAACAUCUCCAAGCAUAAAUACCAGAAUCGGGAAACGUUUCUGUCAGAUAUCAGUCUCAUCCAUGCCAACAGUAUCAAAUACAACGGCCCUGACAGUCCCUACACCAAGACCGCUCUGGACAUUGUUAAUGUGUGCAAGGGGACCUUAGCAGAGUACGAUGAGCACUUGACACAGUUGGAAAAGGACAUCUCUACAGCCAAGGAGGCAGCUCUGGAUGCAGCAGACUUGGAGAGCCUGGACCCAAUGACGCCCGGGCCUUACACACCGCAGCCUGCUGAUCUGUUUGACAGCGUGGCUUCAGGGAGUCUACCCAGAGAGCCCAGCAGCCUUUUCUCUGAGGGACCUCUAUUGGUUGCUCAAGAGAAGAGAGGGGGGCAGGGUCGGCAUAUGAGAAGACCUGGCGAGGAGGACUCGGACGUGGACAUCGAAGGCUUUGAGGAGGAAGAUGAUGGCAAACCCAAGACCCCUGCUCCUGCAGAGGAUGCUGACGGAGAUCUGGAGGAUGAAGAUGAUGAAGAGAUGUUGCUACCACCUCGUAGGCGGCCACACGACCAUGAAUUAGAGGAUGAUGAUGAUGAGGGAGGACAUGGAAGAUCUAAUCACCCAGCUCAGUCCAGUGUGCUGUAUCAGGACCUGCUCAUGUCUGAUGGAGAGGAUGAUGCCACCGAUGAAGAAGGGGACAACCCAUUCUCUGCCAUACAGCUGUCAGAGAGUGGCAGCGACUCUGACAGGGAAGUCGAUAUACGACCUGCACCUCCACGGAGAGCUCAGGAUACAGCCCGCAUGGGCAUGGAGCAGGAUGAGAGCAUGAUGUCAUAUGAAGGCGUUGGCAAUGAACACAUGGAAGACAGCAACAUCAGUUAUGGCAGCUAUGAGGAAACAGAGAGUCGGAGUCAAAUGCAGCAAUCCAGCAUGGGGAACGGCGAAGAGUAUGGCAUCAGUGAAGAGGAGGAGGAAGACGAGGAAGAUGAAGCGCGGAGAAGAGGCCCAGCUGUCUUGUCCCAAGUCCAGCUCAGUGAAGAUGAAGACAGUGAAGAGUUCAGAUCCGUCGGAGGAGACAGUGACAUGGACUCCGAUAAUUAGUCUAAUUUCCCUUUUUUUCCCCGAGUGGACAGUAUCCUUCAACAUUGUUGGAAUCCCCAUUUAAAUACUGAGAAAUGUAAUUUCUCUGGUAAAUACUGUAUGUACAAACGUUUUGUAAAUGAUUAUUGCUAUUGUAGAACCUCAAGUGAACAAAGUGGCAAAUUGUAAAUUAUAGCUUGUUCCUUUUUAUGUAAACUAAAUAAUAUCCAUCAUGGUGGUGUCUUUUUUUUUUUUUAACCAUUUUAACUGUAACUCUAACAACAGCAAUUGUUAGAUGUUUCUACGCUACCAUCUGAGUAAUAUGUAAUAAAAAAAUUUAAAAUAUA